Molecule: messenger RNA, 3284 nt
Organism: Otolemur garnettii (small-eared galago)
Lineage: Eukaryota; Metazoa; Chordata; Mammalia; Primates; Galagidae
Gene: FOXA1
Product: forkhead box A1
Exons: 2
Coding region: 289-1854 (521 amino acids)
Biological process (GO): cell differentiation; regulation of transcription by RNA polymerase II; anatomical structure morphogenesis
Molecular function (GO): transcription factor binding; DNA-binding transcription factor activity, RNA polymerase II-specific; RNA polymerase II cis-regulatory region sequence-specific DNA binding
Source: RefSeq, a predicted model, not a curated record
CCAUUGCCCUAUCUUCUCCCUCACCCCCGGCUCUCGCAGCGGGGGAGAGAGUUUUAGAAAACUUCGGGCUUUGAAAACACCCCCCUCUGGGAAGCGCUUGCUUCUUCCCUGAGGAGAGCGGGAGCCGGAGCCCAGCCCGGGUUUCGGCGUUGUUGGCGGGCGCCGGCAUGAGUUGGAAGCCUCUCUGAGAAAGCCAGAACGUGCUGCAGGGUGGUCUCUUCGCCCGCUGUUAAAUUUGGAGUCGUUUUCUGAUGAAAGCGCUCUUUAGAUAAGUUGAAUGUCUCAAUAAUGAAACGAUUCCUAAAUUUUAUAAAACUUGGUUCUUCAAAAGCCCUGUUUGGGGGAAGUGUGCUCAUUCGUCUCCAGCACCGCUGGGUGGCGCUGAUGCGAACAGAAUCUUCUUCCAGAACUUGGGACCGAGAACCUGUUUCUCUUCAUUGUCCCCUCGGUGGCACGUUCAUGGGGUUUGUUUUACAAAGUGCACAAAAGGAUUACAAGGAAAACCAGGCCUACUCCUCCGUCCCAGUCAGCAACAUGAACUCGGGCCUGGGCUCCAUGAACUCCAUGAACACCUACAUGACAAUGAACACCAUGACCACGAGCGGCAACAUGACCCCGGCUUCCUUCAACAUGUCGUACGCCAACCCGGGCCUGGGGGCUGGCCUGAGUCCCGGCGCCGUGGCCGGCAUGCCAGGCGGCUCGGCGGGUGGCAUGAACAGCAUGACCGCGGCGGGUGUGACGGCCAUGGGGACGGCGCUGAGUCCCGGCGGCAUGGGCGCCAUGGGCGCGCAGCCCGCGGCCUCCAUGAAUGGCCUGAGCCCCUACGCGGCCGCCAUGAACCCCUGCAUGAGCCCCAUGGCGUACGCGCCGUCCAACUUGGGCCGCAGCCGCGCAGGCGGCGGCGGCGAUGCCAAGACGUUCAAACGCAGCUAUCCGCACGCCAAGCCGCCCUACUCCUACAUCUCGCUCAUCACCAUGGCCAUCCAGCAGGCGCCCAGCAAGAUGCUCACACUGAGCGAGAUCUACCAGUGGAUCAUGGACCUCUUUCCCUAUUACCGGCAGAACCAGCAGCGCUGGCAGAACUCCAUCCGCCACUCGCUGUCCUUCAACGACUGCUUCGUGAAGGUGGCGCGCUCCCCGGACAAGCCGGGCAAGGGCUCCUACUGGACGCUGCACCCGGACUCCGGGAACAUGUUCGAGAACGGCUGCUACCUGCGCCGCCAGAAGCGCUUCAAGUGCGAGAAGCAGCCAGGGACCGGCGGCGGAGGAGGAGGCGGGAGUGGGGCCGGCGGCGCCAAGGGCGGCCCGGAGAGCCGCAAGGACCCCUCGGGCGCCGCCAACCCCGGCGCUGACUCGCCCCUUCACCGGGGCGUGCACGGUAAGGCGGGCCAGCUAGAGGGCGCGCCGGCCGCCGGGCCCGCCGCCAGCCCCCAGACUCUGGACCACAGUGGGGCGACGGCGGCAGGGGGCGCCUCGGAGUUGAAGACUCCAGCCUCCUCAUCGGCACCCCCCAUAAGCUCCGGGCCCGGGGCGCUGGCAUCGGUGCCCCCCUCUCACCCAGCACAUGGCCUGGCCCCCCACGAGUCCCAGCUGCACCUGAAAGGGGAUCCCCACUAUUCCUUCAACCACCCCUUCUCCAUCAAUAACCUCAUGUCCUCCUCGGAGCAGCAGCACAAGCUGGACUUCAAGGCGUAUGAGCAGGCACUGCAGUACUCGCCCUAUGGCGCCACGUUGCCUGCCAGCCUGCCUCUUGGCAGCGCCUCCGUGGCCACCAGGAGCCCCAUCGAGCCCUCAGCCCUGGAACCGGCCUACUACCAAGGUGUGUAUUCCAGACCCGUCCUAAACACUUCCUAGCUCCUGGGACUGGGGGCUCAGCAGGCAUUUGCCAUGCUGGUAGCAGAGAAAAAAAAAAUCAGCAGCAAACAAAACCACAUAUAUCAAACCAAUAACAGCAUCAUUAAAUCUUAGCACCUAUUUUUAUUUCAUUUUUCGUGCACAAUCUUUUCCCCAGUGCAAAAGACUGUUACUUUAUUAUUGUAUUCCAAACUUGUUGUGUACAUUAUUACAAAGACAGCCAACCCCAAACCAACAUUUUUUUUUUCUGUGAAGUUUAAUGAACCACAAGUGUAUAUAUAAAAUCCUCCUCCUUCCUUGGCCCCACCCUUUCUUCCCUCAUUCCCCUCCAGACAACAUUGUAGUCUGUGCAGGGUUUAUUUAACAAAAAACCAAAAAUCAAAAAAAAAAAACCCAACGAAAAAAUGGAAGAUGGUCGAGUUUGUAUAAUAUUUGUUUGUGCUUUUUCCCCCUCCUUAACUGAUGCAGCCCCACAAGUUUACAGGUCUGUGGCAAUACUCUUAACCAUAAGAAUUGAUAUGGUGAAGAAACAAGUAGACACUAGGCUCUUAAAAUUAUUGAAAGAAUACUGCUGUUAUGCAGCAAGACGUGAAAACAGACUAUAAACAUCAGAGCCAUUGUUUUUCAGUUUACAUUUCUGAUACAUUCAGUUAGCAGAUGUCUUUAAAUGAAAUACAUAUAUAUUGUGUACAAUUAUGCACAUGCUCAGAUAUGUAGACAUCCUCCAUAUAUUUACAUAACAUAUAGAGAUAAUAGAUAGGUGAUAUACAUGCUACAUUUUCAAGAGUUGCCUGACCAAGAAGUUACAAGGACCUCAACCCCCUUGUCCUCUUUAUUCGCGUAUGGCCCUGGGAAUCAAUUCCUUAGGAAUCGCCCUCUUCAAGAACUCUCCUCCUUGCUUUCCAGGGUCCCAUGGUCAUGUCAUUCGGAGGUCACAGAACGUGUAUAAUAUUAGCUUCUAUGUGUGUAUGCCAUUUAAAGAAUAUUUUUUUCCAGAGAAAAAAAGGGAAUAUUACAAUGUGGGAGGAGAGAUAAAUUAUAGAGAGCCGUAUUUCAAAAUUUGGUCCAAGAUUCCAAAAUCGUAUUGAUUGUGGCCAUUUUAAUUAUUGCCAUCGUGUGCUUGUUUCAUCCAGUGUUAAUGCACUUUCCACAGUUGAACAUGGUGUUAGUAUAGCCAGACGGGUUUCAUUUAUUAUUUCUCUUUGCUUUCUCAAUGUUAAUUUAUUGCAUGGUUUAUUCUUUUUCUUUACAGCUGAAAUUGCUUUAAUUGAUGGUUAAAAGUACAAAUUAAAAUGUUAAUUUUUAUCAUGUGAUUGUAAUGAAAAUAUUUUGAUUUAAAUAACAAAAAUAAUAACAGAUUUUAAGCAGUGGAAAAUGUUCUUGAUCAUUUGCAAUUAAGGACUUUAAAUAAAUCAAAUGUUAACAAAAAA